Meleagris gallopavo (turkey) is the source of this 3439-nucleotide messenger RNA. The record is from RefSeq and is a predicted model, not a curated record. Lineage: Eukaryota; Metazoa; Chordata; Aves; Galliformes; Phasianidae.
CACUCAUUUGAUUAAAAUAUCACGGAUUAUUCGUACUCCACAAGGAAAUGCGUUGUUGGUUGGUGUGGGUGGAUCUGGAAAACAGAGUCUGACCAGACUAGCAUCACAUAUUGCUGGAUAUGAGAGCUUUCAGAUUACUUUAACAAGAACAUAUGCCACCAAUAACCUCUUGGAUGAUUUGAAAAUCUUGUACCGCACUGCUGGGCAAAAAGGAAAGGGCAUUGUCUUUAUAUUCACAGACAACGAAAUCAGAGAUGAAUCUUUUCUUGAGUACCUGAACAAUGUUUUGGCUUCAGGUGAAGUCUCAAAUCUUUUUGCACGAGAUGAAAUAGGUGAAAUCACACAAGAUCUGAUACCAGCAAUGAGGAAAGAGUAUCCAAAGCGUACUCCCACUGGUGAAAAUCUUUAUAAUUACUUUCUUACUCGAGUUCGCAAUAACUUGCACGUGGUACUUUGUUUUUCUCCUGUUGGGGAAAAGUUCAGAACACGUGCACUCAAAUUUCCAGCUCUGAUUUCAGGCUGUACCAUGGACUGGUUCCAGCGCUGGCCUAAAGAUGCUCUUGUAGCAGUUGCACAACAUUUUUUAGUUUCCUACCCAAUAGAGUGCACAGAUGAAGUGAAACAAAGUGUUAUUAACACCAUGGGAACGUUUCAAGAUAUUGUAGCUGAAAAAUGCGUUGAAUACUUUGAACGAUACAGACGCCGAACGUUUGUUACUCCAAAAUCUUACCUGUCCUUCAUUGGAGGCUACAAAGCUAUUUAUGAAGAGAAGUUUGCCAGUGUUGGAAGUUUGUCUGAACGUAUGAGAACAGGUCUUGCAAAACUGAUGGAAGCCGAGGUUUCAGUAAAUCAGCUUUCCAAACAGCUGGUGAUGAAGGAGAAAGAUUUGGCUUUAGCUUCAAAAAAAGCUGAUGAAGUUUUAUUGGAAGUAACAAUGAAAGCCCAAGCUGCUGAAAAGGUGAAAAUGCAGGUGCAAAAGGUAAAAGACAAAGCUCAGAUCAUUGUGGAUGAAAUCGCCAUUGAUAAAGCAGCAGCAGAAGAGAAGCUUGAAGCUGCAAGACCUGCUCUGGAAGAAGCAGAGGCAGCCCUGCAGACAAUAAAGCCCUCUGACAUCGCAACUGUUCGCAAACUGGGUAAACCUCCUCACUUGAUAAUGCGAAUUAUGGAUUGUGUGCUACUUUUAUUCCAAAGGAAAAUAGACUCAGUAACAAUUGAUCAAGAACGCCCAUGUGUGAAGCCAUCAUGGACUGAGGCUCUGAAACUAAUGAAUAACUCUGGAUUUCUUGGCAUGUUGCUUAGUUUUCAGAAGGACUCAAUUACAGGAGAAAUUGUGGAGCUUUUAGAGCCUUAUUUGGACAUGGAGGAUUAUAAUCUGGAGAUGGCUAAAAAAGUGUGUGGAAACGUAGCAGGUCUAUGCUCAUGGACACAAGCAAUGGCUUACUUCUAUGGUAUUAAUAAAGAAGUCCUUCCUCUUAAGGCAAAUCUAGCCUUGCAAGAGGGAAGACUUGCAGCUGCCCAAACUGAACUGAAUAAUGCACAAAAUCAGCUGGAUGAGAAGCAGAUGGAACUGGAUCAAGUACAAGCCAUGUAUGAUGCUGCUAUGAAAGAGAAGCAGGCCUUACUUGAUGAUGCCGAGGCUUGCAGAAGGAAGAUGAACAAUGCCACAGCUCUGAUAGAAGGCUUAGGUGGAGAAAAGGUGCUGGCACAUUAGGAGUAUAGUUCUAGCACAAAGUUGGUCCUCAGGUUUGAUAACAAAUAUUAACAGUGCUGAAGAAAUUCAAGGCAAGGUGAUGUCUUGAUAUCAUAUGACACUAUAUUUUAGUUACACGUGGGCUCUUUUCUUUUUUUCUUGAAAUCAGUGUAUCUAACAAAGUAAAAACCAUUUAUUGUGUUAGCCAAAUUCUUACAUAUAAUGAUCAUAUGGCUUGUAUUGGGAUAACGUUCGAAAUGAAAGCCAAGGAGCCAAAUUCCUUUUAACUUUACUAAGAAGAGGAAUUAGGCUUAACCUAAAUAAUUACCCUAAAAUAUUCAUAAGAAGGAUUACUCUUUUUUUUCUCACCAACUAUACAAGAAUAGAAAUUUGAAGCUUGACUAAUAUUCUGAAUUAUAUUUUAAGUUCAGAUUGCUACUGAAACCUUUUACAGAAUUAUGGGCUAAUCUUUAUCCUCUGUGCUAAGCUUUAAGUUUUACUUUCCUAUGCAGAUUUUUAUAGCUUCAGCUUAUAAUAGAACCUGAGGGUUUCCAGAAAAAGCGGGAUGGUCUUUUUUGUAAUUGGCUGAUUAUUUGCUUUGAGAAGUCCUUGUUUGUAAUCACACAGAAUCAAAACUGAUGAAAGCCUUGACUUUCAACCACUGAAUCCUGUAAGAUCUCAAGUGUUUGUACAGAUGUGCUUCAAAAUGUUUAGUCCAAAAUAUUAGAUGCUUUGGCCUAUUUUUGAUUUCUCAGGACAUUAUCCAAUAGAAGUUGGAGUAUCUCCAAAGAUAGAGAUUCUGCAGGCUCUCUUGGCAACUAUUCCAGUCCUCGACCACUCUCACUGUCUUUUUGUAUAUUUGAAUGGAAUUACCUGUAUUUGAAUUCCUGCCCACUGCCACUUGUCCUUUCACUGGGUACCAUUUUAAAGAGUAUGGCACCAUCUUCUUUGCAAUCAGUCAUGACAUAUUAAUACAUUGCCAGAAUUCCCCCCAAGAGUCUGCUCUCAAGCCUAAAUAGUCUCUGUACACUCAGACUAUUCUCAUAAGACAGAGGCCCCAUUUGGGCCCUUUGCUUAACUCUCUCUAAUGUGUCCAUAUCUGGUCAGCUCAGACCUGAGCACAGUAGUCCAGAAGUGCUCUCACCAGUGAUAACAGGAAUAAUCACCUCCCUGGAUGUGUUUCCAGCAGUCUUCUGAAGGUAACCUAGAAUGCUCUUGUCCAUCUCUGCUGUGAGCAUUUGUUACUGUCUCAUGUUCCACGUGGUUUCUGUUAGCGCUUCCAGGCCUUUUUCUUCCCAACUGCACUCUAGCUGUCAGUUCCAGCUGGAACCAUACUGUUGCAUUGAGUUUUUCCUUCUCAGAGACAGUACCAACACUUUCCUUUGCUGAACUUGAGAUUCCUGUUGGUCCAUUUCUCCAGCCUGUUGAGUGCUCUCUGGAUGGCAGCCCUUUUAUCAAGUGUGUCAACUUGCUGAGAGUGCACUCUCUUCUAUUUUCUAUGGGUCAUUCAUUUUACCCCUAUAGGAGUGAUAUUUGUAUUCACUUUGUCCUCAGGAGUUUCUCUCAAUCGUAGUGACCUUCCAAAGACUAAUGGCCAUCCAGAGAUUUCAGAUGCAGAACUCAAUGCAUUCCAGCUGCUUUCUCACAGAGGGAAACUACUUCUCACUGUUCCAGCCUGUCCUUCAUAACAAGCCUAUAUAUGUGUUGUAGCACUGUGAUUGUGGGAACUUUCCUGCUGUGUCACAGUGA